Cordyceps fumosorosea ARSEF 2679 is the source of this 3306-nucleotide messenger RNA. Its product is annotated as DNA mismatch repair protein Msh3. The record is from RefSeq and is a predicted model, not a curated record. The coding region runs from base 1 to 3306 and encodes 1101 amino acids. Lineage: Eukaryota; Fungi; Ascomycota; Sordariomycetes; Hypocreales; Cordycipitaceae. The transcript has 2 exons. Gene Ontology annotation, biological process: mismatch repair; mitotic recombination. Gene Ontology annotation, molecular function: mismatched DNA binding; ATP-dependent DNA damage sensor activity; ATP binding. Gene Ontology annotation, cellular component: nucleus.
AUGCCUCCCACAUCUACGCCAGCUGGAAAGAAGCAACAGUCGUUAACCGCAUUCUUCACGCCUAAGGCAGCUUCGAGUCCCAAGCCGCCGACCUCGAUCCAGUCCUCAAGUCCCAGCAGGCCACCUCGAGGGGCUGCUCCUGCGGGAAACCCAUUUGCCCGAAAGCGAUCCAUUGAUGAGUGCGCCGACAAAGAGAACCAUGACGUAAACCGGGACUCGAAAAAGGCAAAGACGACUGCUGUUGCUGAUGGUGCUGACGAUGCCCUUCCGACCUUGCAAACGCCUGCUUCUGCGCGUGCGCAACGUUACUCGUAUAACACAGUACCGACCAGUACUGAUCAGACGGAAGCCGACGAUGGUACCGAUGACGAGGCGACACGAAAGAAACAUGCAGAGCUCCACAAGAAGUUUGUCAAGAAGCUUGGCCAUCCCGAUGCCAUGAAUUGGAGAUCACGCAUCGCGCAAGACCAUGCAACCGAAGAAAACGAGGACGGCGACCCCGAAGCAGACGAAGACGAUGUCCCGGCACCAAGGUCGAAAAAGAAAGGCUCGAAAACAGGAAAACUCACGCCAAUGGAAACCCAAUUUCUCGACAUCAAGCGCAAGCACCUAGACACAAUCCUCAUCGUCGAGGUUGGCUACAAGUUCCGUUUCUUUGGCGAAGACGCGCGCAUCGCCGCCAAAGAACUGAGCAUUGUCUGCAUCCCCGGCAAAAUGCGCUAUGAUGAGCAUCCGUCUGAAGGCCACCUCGACCGCUUCGCCUCAGCCAGCAUCCCCGUGCACCGACUUCCGGUGCACGCUCGCCGCCUCGUCGCUGCCGGCCACAAAGUCGGCGUCGUCAGGCAGGUUGAAACGGCAGCGCUGAAGAAAGUCGGCGACAACCGAAACGCUCCGUUCACUCGCAAGCUUACCAACCUUUACACAAAGGGCACCUACAUUGACGAGAACGGCGAUUUGGAGCAAACCACCACAGGGGGCAACGCAUCCUCCUCCGGCGGUUAUCUCCUAUGCAUCACAGAAUCCAAAGCCAAAGGCUCGGGUACUGAUGAAAAAGUCGAUGUUGGCAUUCUCGCUGUGCAGCCCGCCACUGGUGACAUCAUAUAUGACACUUUUGAGGAUGGCUUCAUGCGCAGUGAGAUUGAGACGAGACUGCUGCACAUAUCGCCCUGCGAGUUCGUCAUUGUCGGCGACCUCACCAAGGCUACCGACAAGCUCGUCCAGCAUCUUGCUGGUAGCAGCACAAAUGUCUUUGGCGAUCGCAGUCGCGUCGAGCGUGUGCCCCGGACGCAAACUAUGGCGGCCGAAGCGUCCUCCCACGUAACUCGAUUCUACGCCGACAAGCUCAAGGAAGCCGCCGCUUCCCAGAACGAGCAAUCCACAUCGCUGCUAGACAAAGUCCUCCAGCUACCCGAGCCCGUCACCAUCUGCCUCUCCGCUAUGAUCACGCACCUGACUGAGUACGGCCUCGAGCAUAUCUUUGACUUGACCAAGUACUUUGAGAGCUUCACAGCGCGCGCGCACAUGCUUGUCACCGGCACCACGCUCGAGUCGCUCGAGGUGUACCGCAACGCGACCGACCACGCCGAGCGCGGCAGCCUCUUCUGGGCCGUCGACAAGACACAGACACGCUUUGGCCGGCGCCUACUGCGCAAGUGGCUGGGGCGGCCAUUGCUCGACCGCGCGCGUCUCGAGGCACGCCUCGCUGCCGUCGAGGAGCUGCAUGCCAAGCGCUCGACCGCGCCCGUCGACGACCUCGCGCGACUGCUGGCCACAACGCGCACCGACCUUGAGCGUAGCCUCGUUCGCAUCUAUUACGGCAAGUGCACACGGCCGGAGCUGCUCUCGGUGCUGCAGGCCCUGCGACAGGUCUCGAGCCACUACGUCCGCGUUAAGACUGCCGCUGACGUCGGCUUCGACGCGCCGCUCCUCACUGACGCCGUCCUCGCGCUGCCCCGCAUCCUUGACCUCGUCGUCGCCCACCUGGACAAGAUCAACCUCGAGGCCGCGCGCAAGGACGACAAGUACGGUUUCCUCCGCGAUGAGCACCACACCGACGACAUGCAGGACCACCAGAUGGGCAUCGCCCACGUCGAGCACCAGCUUGACCAGCACCGCGCUGCCGCCGCUGCCAGCCUCCGUCGCAAGACCCCGGUUGAAUAUGUCACCGUCGCCGGCAUUGAGUUCCUCAUCGAGGUCCCCAACGCCGAUAUCAAGCACGUGCCUGCCUCCUGGGCAAAGAUCUCAGGCACAAAGAAGGUCUCCCGCUUUCACACCCCCGAUGUCGUUCAGCUCAUCGCCGAGCGCGACCAGCACCGUGAGGCCCUUGCCGCCGCCUGCGACGCUGCCUUCCGCGAACUCCUCGCCUCCAUCGCCGCUGCCUACCAACCCCUGCGUGACGCCGUCUCCGCCCUCGCCACACUCGACUGCCUGCUCUCCCUCGCCCGUGUCGCCGCCCAGCCUGGCUACACACGCCCGCAUCUUCUUCCCGCCGAUGCCCCGCCCACCGUUGCCGUCACCGCCGGCCGCCAUCCCAUGGCUGAGCAGACCCUCGCCAGCGCCGGCACCGGCACCUACAUCCCCUUCUCCGCCACGCUCGCCGACCCCGCGCCCCGCGCUCUCCUGAUAACCGGGCCCAACAUGGGCGGCAAGUCGUCCUUUGUGCGCGCCCUCGCCCUCCUCGUCCUUCUCGCCCAAGUCGGCUCCUUCGUCCCCGCCGACGCCCUCUCCCUGACCCUCUGCGACGCCAUCCACACCCGCGCCGGCGCCCGUGACAACCUCUUCGCCGGGGAGUCCACAUUCAUGGUUGAGGUCUCCGAGACGGCCCGCAUCCUCCGUGCCGCCACCCCCCGCAGCCUCGUCAUCCUCGACGAGCUCGGCCGCGGAACCAGCACCCACGACGGCGCCGCCAUCGCCCACGCCGUCCUGCACCACGUCGUCGCCGAGACGCGCUGCCUCACCCUCUUCAUCACACACUACCAGAACCUGGCUCGCGUCGCAAACGGCCUCGACGCCCUGAAAAACGUGCACAUGAAGUUCACGGCGGACAAGGGCCCCGAUGGGGAGGAAGAGAUCACAUUUCUGUACGAAGUCGGCGAUGGUGUUGCUCAUCGGUCGUAUGGGCUCAACGUGGCUCGGCUGGCGCAUCUUCCCAAAAAGGUUAUUGACAUUGCAGCCGGGAGGUCAAGUGCCCUGGAGAGCGAAAUGCGUAUGCGACGGCUUAAAGGCAUCUGUAAAAUGCUGGGGGAUGUCACUGGCGAUAGCCCAGAUCAACUCGACAAUCUAAUUGCCAGCAUAGACCAACUAUAA